CAUUCCUGUUCACGAAGUCUCUCCGCGCUCGUCGGUUCAUUGUGGGAAGCCAUUACCCUCUGUGUCCGCGUUAAGCAUCGUGCCAUAUUACCCACGCGCGUCCCCGAAAAAGUUAAAAAAUUGAAAAUUACAAAAAAAAAGUACGAACGUAACGCAACUGAUCGCGGUUAAUUUUUAAGGUGAUAUAAAAUAUUAUGAGAGUUAAGGCCGAAAUGGACGACGACGAAAAGGGAAAACUGUUUGUCGGUGGUUUGUCAUGGGAAACGACGCAGGAAAAUCUUCAGCGCUAUUUUGGUCGUUAUGGCGAUGUAAUAGACUGUGUGGUCAUGAAAAACAGCGAGUCAGGACGCAGCAGAGGUUUUGGUUUUGUUACUUUCAGCGAUCCAGCAAAUGUAGCUAGCGUUCUUCAGAACACUCCUCAUCAAUUGGACGGUCGCACUAUCGACCCGAAACCAUGCAAUCCUCGCACUCUGCAAAAGCCAAAAAGAUGCGGAGGUUUUCCGAAGGUUUUCCUCGGCGGUUUACCAAGCAACGUAACCGAAACCGAUAUGCGAUCGUACUUCACUCGUUACGGCAAAGUUAUGGAAGUCGUAAUAAUGUACGAUCAGGAGAAAAAGAAAUCCAGAGGAUUUGGCUUUCUCAGCUUUGAGGAUGAAGACGCGGUCGAUCGAUGUGUAGCUGAGCAUUUCGUCGUCCUGAAUGGAAAACAGGUUGAGAUAAAGCGCGCGGAGCCACGUGACUCGUCGAGCAAAAUGAAUGACGGACAUCCAGGACAAUGGGGUCCGCCUCAACAAGGUGGACCGCCGAUGGGUAUGGCCGGUAACAUGGGACCGAUGGGAGGACCGAAUGGUCAGAUGGGUGGUCCUAUGAUGGGAGGACCGAUGGGACCUCCUGGUAACAUGAUGCAACAGUAUCAAGGUUGGGGAUCAACGGGUCCGCAAACUGGUGCACAAUAUGCGAGUUACACCGCACAGUUUAACGCUCAGGCUUGGGCACAACCCCAACAGCAACAAAUUGCUCCACCUCCACCGCACCAAUGGGGUAACAGCUACAACGUUCAACCUGCAGCUGCUACUCAAGGUUACGGUAGCUACGGUGGGCCGGCGGCGGCCGCUUCAGGGGGUUACGGGCCCACGGCGGGUACUGGCGGGGCUGCGGGGGGCGGGCCCGGGGGUUCCUGGAACUCCUGGAACAUGCCACAGAAUGGGCCCCCUCCUGGGACCCAGCCCCCACCCCAGCCCCCUCAGCCCAACUCCUCGCAGCCCAACUCCAACUCGAACCCCUCUGGCCCGCAGGGUGACAUGUAUUCGAGGCAGACAACGGGUUCGGGUGCGCCUGGUUCGAGUAGCAGCUCUGCAAAGACUCCGGACUACAGUUAUACAGGUUACACUGGGAGUUACGCUGACACGUCUUAUCCACAACGUUCGUACCAGGGUGGGGAGAGCAACCAAGGUUGACGCGGUUGGGAAUCAUGUUAUCGUCAUAUUUACCCCAAAGUGCCCUUUGCUUCUCGAAACAAAAAAGAACAUAACAAAUAUAAAAUAAUAUACAUAUAUACAUAUAUACACAUAAAUAUAUAUAUAUAUAUUAGUGUCAAAUAGAGAUGUAAUAAUGUGAAAAAAGAAUAAUAAUAAUAAUAUUUCUCGUAAAGAUUGUUCGGAGGGUGAGGAGCCAUAAUUGACGGGGGUAAUCGCUCGAAAAAUAAAGUUAAUGCAGAAUUUUUCGAAAUCGUCGAUGCCGAGGGCGCUGGCGUCCGUCACAGUGAAUCGUCCUAUUGUCCGAUGAGCAUUGACCGCGAGAUCGAGAAGAGUUUUUGGCGGCUGCUUCUUCGCUCUUUGCUUGUUAAUUUUCGUGAUUAUUUGUCUGUUACGAGAAUCCGAAAUCACUCGGAGGCGAGAAACUAGACGAAAACGAAACGCUCUUCGAGAGCCUUUUACCGAUUUCGGGAGAAUUUUUGAAUUUGAAAUUGGUAAGAAUUUUUCGUUCUUGGAUAUAGAUCGAUGGACUCGACGGUCCGCCGGGGACUCGUGGGGGCCACUUUGCACGAGGCUUCGUCGAGGAAACGCGUUUUCGUAUAAGGACCUUGAACGAUGCAUUAAGGCUUUUUUUAUACACGUGUGGGUUUUCAAUGGUUUUUUUCUCGUCUGUAGAGAUUUUUUUAUACUUUCGUUUCAUAACGUUAUAAAUUUGUAAGAAACUUACCACAAACGACGAGAAUAUUAGCCUCGAGGCGUUCCAUUUUUGUCAAUUUUUUAGUCUAAAUAAACGCCCGACGUUUUGUUUCCUUUCCUUUUAAACCCGCGAGAUUUUCGUUUUCAAACUUAAUUUUUCUUGUUUUUUUUUUGUUUUUUUUUUUAAAUUUUUUAUUUUUAGAGAGUAACGUUACCGAUAAUGGAAGAAAUAAGGGAAAAGGAAUAUUUAAAUGUACUAAGAAAUGUAUAAAAUUCAUGAACUUAAUUGUUCAGUAAUAUCCGGUAUAAAGUAAGAGAGAGAGAGAGAGAGAGAGAACAAACGAGAGAAUAAACGAGACAGAGAGAAUGAGACCGCAACUUAUUAUUACGAAUACAAUUAAGGAUUUACGAUUAAUGAAUGAAAAGAAAAGAAGAAACAAACGAGCGAAACUGAGAGAAAGAUAUUAAAGGAGGGGAAAAAAGUAAACAUAAAUAUGGUCACGGUGUACCUUGAGCGCGUUUCCGAACACUGAACGCCUCAGUGCAAAGAAAGUGUGAUCCAUUUCCACGAUUCGAUAACGUUCCUUUGAUUGACGUUCGUUUUCCUUGGAUAAUUAACCGCUUUCAAAGUGUGUUACACUUCUGCUGUGACGGGGGGGCUCGUGCAUCUCGGCAUUUUCGCGCAUCGCUCACUCCCCGAACCCCGAGAUCCCGUUGAAUAUUUUUUAGACGAGAAAACAUAGCGUACCAGUGGAAGGAGCGAGAGGAUAAUAAUAAUUUUUCGAAAAUUCACGAAACAAGCAAUUAGACCAAAAGUAACGUCAAACAUACACACGAAAGACAAACAAAAUGAUUGUAUAUUCGUUCGCGCUGUCGUGACGAUCGUCUUUUCUCAAUUUGAUUCAUCGAACCUAAAGACCCGCGGGACCCUUGAAUUAUCGAUUAAAUAAAGUAACGAAACAAUGAGGCAGAAUGUUUUUCAUGAUAACGAGCGAAACAAAAUCAUACUUAAAACGUAGCACGUACGGUUAUUAAGUCAAAUUUCAGGUGACUAAAGAAUCGCAGUAAUUAAAGAUAAUUUACGAAUAAAAUAAUGAUUAAAGGGAAAACAAAUUAAACGCCAAACCAGAAUGAGAAUACGAGCAAUUUUGAACAACGGGCGUCCAGGAGACUAGCGUAGAAGUCACCUCAAUUAACUACGUCAACAACAACAACAACAACAACAACAACAAUAACAACAAUAAAACGAAACCAUACAGACACUAAAGACAGGAGAACCGUAAGAAAAAUAAAAAAACAACAACAACAACAAAAAGCCUUAUUCGAUAAGCUAAAAUAUCGAUAUAAGACUGUAGGGAUUACGUUAUCAUUAUUAUAAAUAUUAUUAUUAUUAUUAUUAUUAUCAUCAUCAUUAUUAUCACUAUUAUUAUUGUCUUUGAUUAUCAUUAAUAUUACGAAGGGAGAGCCGCGUGGCCAGAUUACCGAACGAAGAGGCAAAAACAAAACCUAUUAGCUUAUGUUGUUAACGGUUGUUAAUUAAGGAGUAAUGAAAAAAAACGUAACUGACACUUGUAUCUUAUAGAUAUUUGAAUAAUGAAUUAAUGAGAGUAAUGAAAAAAUGUCGCCCGAGCCUCCGCCAUUUACACGACGAAAAUAUUAAGGCAAAUCGUAAUAAUUUAAAGACGAAAGCACGUUUAAUGAUAUAAAAUUAUUGAAAUCGCUCGUUGCAUUUAAUGUUUAAGCCCUGGGUAAAUAUGACUAUAAUAAUAUAAUACAACCGUGUGUAAUGCAGGAAUAGAAUUUAGACGAUAACUAUAUAAUGAAAAGGAGAACUGAUGAAAAGAAAAUAGAUCUCUCAUGUUUUUAUUUUUUCUUACGUUCGAACGUGUUUAUUCUUCAUGCUUAUCGUUUAUUUUUCUUAAUUCUCGAUGGUCGAUCCAAUCCUCGCAUAUGUGGCGUUGAUCGGGAUCGAUUAUUAUUCGAUUAUCCUCUACACGCGGGGAGCACUCUUACGUUGAUUAUCGCAUUUUUCUUGAAUUAUUUGAUGAUUUUGAACACGAUAUUUAUAUCCUCGAAUGAAGGACGAGAAAAAAAAUGAUACCGAUGAAACCGGAAGCGGACGAAGACGACUCGACACUGACCGACUCGACCGCACGAUAUACUCGUUCGAGUCUUUCAUGACGCGAACUCUUUUGAAACUCAACACUUGACUUUUGACGUUCUUACGCAUAAUGAUAAAAUUCAAUCCUGUUUUGAAGCUGACGAAGUUAUUUUUUUUUUUUCAUUUUUCAUCGCUUUUCAUUGUAACAGCAUCUCAAGUUUCUUCUCGCUCAAUGCGUCGAUGAAGAUUUGGAAAUAUUGCCCACGGUGAUAAAACGCGCGUGUUGAUCCAAUUGUAGAAUUAUAAAAUUGAAUUAUAUAGGAUGAAAGAUAAGAGAACAUUAAAAACAAUGGAACAAAAGGAAACACACGUUAUUAAGACAGUGAAGUAAGGAUCCGCAAGGUGUCAAAGUAUUGCUACAACUAUCAAACUAUUACAUUUAAUUAUCAUCUAAUUAAUUGCGAGAAUUUAUUAAAAGUGAUGAGGGUGAUUUAAGUAAAAGUGAGGAGAAAACAUGAAAACCACAUAAGCAUUUAAAAGGAGUAUAGAGAUCGAGAAUUAUGACAACGUUAUGGUUACUAAAGUACGAUUAUUGCUGUAUAUUUAUUGAAUUAAAAGAAUUGAAAGAAGAAAAAUAAACGUAAUCCUUAAUAUUUUUCACGAUUAUACACACGAGAGAGGCAAAGAGAGACGAAGGAAUAAUAAUUAUUGUAGAUUCUUAUGAUUUUUCUUUACCCCAACGGUUGUACAGUAGGUAAAUUCGUAACGAGGAAAAAAGAACUAAAAAACAAUUAUGUAAGAUUCGAUUUUAACGAGAAAAUACAGUAUAAGAAGUUUUAAGAAAAACCAUUGCAGAUUUCAUUCGUUUAGUAUUGAAUGACUAACAAAAAAGCAUUUUUUUACCUUGUCGAUGAUGCUUUGCCACGGUAAUUAAUUAUUAAAACAAGUAAUUCAGCGGGUUACCCAAAACGUGUAAACGUCGGAUUAUCGUUAAUUAUUGAGAGUUAUUCGAAUCGGUCUAGUUUUACGGAAAAAAAAUAAAAUAAAAGAAACAAGUUACAAAAUAAAACAAGUAAAGUAAAUUUAAAUUAAAACAAACAAAUAGUAUAAACAACACACGAUAUGUCAAAUGAAACAUUGUUGAUAUCCGCCUAAGGUUUAGGAUUAUUUAAAAAAAAUGACGCCACACACUGUGAUCCGUUACGAUUAAAUGAGAUUACGAGAUAGCGAGAGAGAGAGAGAGAAAGAGACGAAGCGGUUGGAGACGAAUUUUACAAUCGUGUGCCAGGAAUACGAUCGUUUUUUUCGUUUUAUUUCGUAAUGAUAUAAGAUUUCAACUGAACGAAGUAACACUAUUUUCAUUCAAAAUUUUCUUUUGAAGCUCGAACACAUUAUUUGUAGAUUGGUUUUUUCGAAUUUCAUCGCUCCGAUUUCCGUUCGAUUUUGCGGUCACUUUCCGCAUUCGAGUGGAAAAAAAUGUACGUAGCUCAAAUGGAAGUUUCUAAGCUUGGCUGGAUGACGAUUUAUUUUUCUUUAUUUAAAUGAACGCUAUUCGAGAAACGAGAAAACUGGAAGAAUUAGGGAAAUCGUGAAUCAGGGGGAAACAAGAAAUCUGCUGAAUCGUUGUGCUGAUCCAUUUUGAUUUUUGAAUCCGCGACCCAAUUCGCCGGUCGAUCAUUUAUCUUUUUCGUUCUCGCGUUUUUCCCUCCUCAGUAAAAUAUAUUAAAAAAUAAAUAAACGGAGAAAAAACAAAGACAAACAAACGGAAUGAAAGGUGGAAAAGUUACGGGUGUUAAGGGACUCUAAGGGUGUGGAAGAGGUUUCGACGUGAAUGACGACGAGUGAAAGAUGUUAAAAAGAAACAAAAAAAAAACAAAAUAAACAAACAAGGAACGAAGAUAAAACGAGAAAACAUAAACCAAGAACGUUGUAGGUAAAAGUAAAAGAGCGAAACAAAACACAAGUCGACUAAUUAUUGAAUUAAGGGAUAAGUUUUGUACAAAUGUAUUAUAAAUUACCGAUUAUCCUCUGAGAGUACCUUAAACAGAACGAAGAAUAAAAAAAGGAAAGAAAGAUUAAGAUUGAUGCAUAAUCUCGACUCGGUUAAUUAUCUUAAGCACAGAACAUGUAUAGAUCGUCAUUUUUGUUUUUAUUUUCCUCGUUAGGCGAUAAAUUAAAACGAAAAAGAAGAUGAAGAAUAGGAAGAAAAAAACAUAAGAAAUAUCUAAGGUUAGAAGAAUUUUUAAAAUCCACUGUGAGUGGAAGACUGGAUUUAUUCGCGGCAGGGACAGGAACAAAUGUAGGAUUAAAGAAAAACAAAAGAAACAAACAAAAUCACGAAGUAAGAAGAAAAAAAAAAGAAAACGAAACAAAAGUAUCACGUUGACUGUCAUUCAUUAAACGGUAUCAAUUAUUAAGUAAUUUAUUAAAACGUAAAAAAGAAAUAACACCAUCCUCGAAGUAAGGCAGGUUUACACAUAGACGUAAUAAAAAAAGUAAAAUAAAGAAGGUGGGUGCAAUUGUGAUGGGGCUGAAAAACAUAAACGAAUGAAAGAAAGAGAAAGGAAUGAGAAUUUAAAAAUGGAAAUAUUUUUAACGUACCGUCAAAUGCCAACCAUUGUGUUCUCUUGUGAAUCAUAUAAUUAUUCCGUAACUUUUAAAUAGCAGAGGAAAACGAAAAAAACAUGAAAUAAAGAAUACGUCAAUGAGAGGGGGGAAAAAGUAAAGUAAAGUAAACACGUAAAAAGUUUGUCUAAGUCGUCGGUUAGUCGUUAUGAAUUAAUUUGUCCAUAAGAAAAAAAGGAAAGUCUGUUGAGGGCAAGAGAUAAGAAAAAAGUGCAUCGAGUUAAUAAAAAAAACGUACAUGAACGAUAAAAAAGAAAAAAAAACCAAACAAAACUGUAUCUUAGUGUGCGAAUGUGGGAGUGAACGAGGUAAAGACGAGCAAACAAAAUCCAACAAGAAAGUCGGUUAGAAAGAGCCAACGGGAGAAGAAAAGACAUAAGUAAAGAAAAGGUUUGGAGUUGUAGUUUUCUCGGAACUGAAUUUCGUAAAGAAAAACCAAAAUGAACCUCGUACUUUUUACGUAAAAGAAAAAACAAACAAACAAAUGGUUGCAUUAACUUAAGAGUAUGUUAGAUUAAACAAACGAAAAACAAAAAGAAUCAAUACAAAAAGGGCGUUUGUUCGCCGAAGCAGAUUCUAAGCUUUGCCAAGUCUCAGAUAAGGUCUUAAAGUUAAUCCGAAAGCAUGAAAAACGUAUUACAAAUUGAAACAAAAAAUGAAGAUGAAUAAAAAUGGGAAUAAAAACAUAAUAUGAAAACGUAACCAAACGUUCGGGUCAAAGUAGAAAUUAUCGACUAUAUCUUAUCUCAGAGAGAGCUAAUAGGGAUUAAAAAUAAAGAAGAAGAAGAAGAAGAAAAACAAAGUAAAACAGAGAGAGAGAGAGAAAAUAUACAAUUAAAUGAUGAAUUCAAAAGUGCAUAAUUAAAUCGUUAGUGUAUUAUUACGAAGCGCGAGCGAUCAACAUUCGAAACGGAGGAGGGGCAAUAUUUCCAAAGAACAAAAACAAACGAGACGUCACAUUUCCAGAAAGCAAACAACACACUGAACAUCGAUCCAUCGACGCAUUGAAUUUUUCUCUUUUUUUUCUUUUUCGUAUUAAAAUAUAAGUAGAGAGGGAAUUGAAAACCCAGAAGAAGGGAGUGUGACGGCAAGGGCAAAAAUCGCGUUCCGAGUUUAAAAACUGAUGAAUUCCAAUAAAAAUUAAAGUUCCGGAUCGCUAGGUUGAGCUACGAAAACCAUUGAGGCAGAAAAAACCCCAUGAGACCUCUAAAAUCCCGUUGGGCAAACUGUCCAGCGUCCAAAUUACCAAUUUAAAAAUACAAAAAGUGUGAGAGAAGUGUGUGUCAAGUUGGAGAGCGAAAAUUUUAUUCGAACCCUCAAUCGAUUCUAUAUCCAGGAAACCAAAUUUAUCCAUUGAAUCAAAGAACUGCGUGUUUCCUGCCCAAAUUCCGGAGAUUCAACUCCACCCACCGGAAGAGCUAUUCGAGUUUUCCGAAUAUUUAUCCUCGACCGUCAUUUUCAGUUGAUUUAUUUUACACGUAUUAAGGGCAUGAUUAUUUCGAUAGAAAUGCCUUGCGUAUCUGCUCCCUUCUUCUCCUCCAACCUGUCCAAAAAUUAUCCUCGUUUUCGACAAAAAAAACAAAAUCAUAACGAAUAAAGAAUAAAAUAAUGAAAUGAUUAACGAAAAAAAA
Venturia canescens is the source of this 8528-nucleotide messenger RNA. RefSeq names its product Heterogeneous nuclear ribonucleoprotein at 27C (gene Hrb27C). The record is from RefSeq and is a predicted model, not a curated record. Lineage: Eukaryota; Metazoa; Arthropoda; Insecta; Hymenoptera; Ichneumonidae. The transcript has 8 exons. Gene Ontology annotation, biological process: regulation of translation. The coding region runs from base 195 to 1457 and encodes 420 amino acids. Gene Ontology annotation, molecular function: mRNA binding.